AUGGAAUAUGGGAAUUAUCCUUAUGCAGCAACCAACACCAAGCCUGGUGAGAAGAAAUUACGUACCCAAAUGCGGGUCGGCUUUGCAAGGGACACGUCGGAAGAGGUGGUACAGGACUAUCUUCACACUGGUCUCCGUUCCCAGGGGCCCCGGGUAAGGGCGAAUCUACGGUAUGGGCGCAACACCGCAGCUUCUUCCGCUCUCAAGGCAGACAGUGUGAUCCAAGGGAGGCGUUUGAUCACCCAAUGGCGCGACAAGAGGUGCAAAGUGAUUGUGGGCGUGGAUGCUAAUGAGGAUGUCUCCUCAUACCAGGAUUCCUCUUUUCGCCAGCGACUUUGUAGCAUAGGAUUGGAGGAAGCAAUUCUACAACGUCAUCCAAGUCGAACUGCAGCAACCCAGCAUCGCAACAAACGUGGCAGACCCAUUGAUGGGGCUUUCGCAACUUCCGGAGUGGUGAUUAAAGCGGGUGGCUACUACAACUUUGAUGAUUUUUUUGCCUGUGAUCAUCGCGGUCUGUGGAUCGAUAUUGAUUUGGAACGGUCUCUUGGCAGCUACCAUCCGGAGAAGACACCAUAUAAGCCUCGGAAAUUAACAAUGCUUGACACUGCGGCUGUUCGACGCUAUCUCCGGCUGGUUCACCAAGGCUAUGACGUGUACUCCAUUCCAUCGCGGUUGGAGCAGCUUCAUAGACAACUAAGAUUAAACAUUGGGAUUAUGACUGAGAAAAUGGGACGUUAG
Molecule: messenger RNA, 738 nt
Organism: Cylindrotheca closterium
Lineage: Eukaryota; Bacillariophyta; Bacillariophyceae; Bacillariales; Bacillariaceae
Source: the annotation of a GenBank genome assembly